GGGGGGAGGCGGGCGCGGGCAGUGCGCAUGCUCCUGGUGCGCGGCGCCCCCGCUCGGCCGCGCUCGGCGCCGCUCGGCUAUUUCCGCCUCUUUGUUUUAAACUCCGGCCGGAAUUUUUUCCUUCUUUUGGGGGAGAGUCGGAGGGAGCGGAGCCCCCCCGCGGGCGGACACGGCGCCCCGCCGCCCGGCCCCCGCGCCGCCAGACACCAAAGAUGCUGACUAGAAAGAUUAAACUCUGGGAUAUUAAUGCCCAUAUAACCUGUCGUCUCUGCAAUGGAUACCUUAUUGAUGCUACCACUGUAACAGAAUGCUUACAUACCUUCUGUAGAAGUUGCCUGGUGAAGUAUUUGGAGGAAAAUAACACCUGUCCAACAUGUAGAAUUGUUAUACAUCAGAGCCAUCCGCUACAGUAUAUCGGUCAUGACAGAACAAUGCAAGAUAUUGUUUACAAACUUGUGCCAGGCCUUCAAGAAGCGGAAAUGAGAAAGCAGAGAGAAUUCUAUCAUAAACUGGGCAUGGAAGUACCAGGGGACAUCAAAGGGGAGACAUGCUCUGCUAAGCAACAUUUAGAUUCGCAUCGGAAUGGUGAAACUAAAGCUGAUGAGAGUUCAAACAAAGAAACAUCAGAAGAAAAACAGGAAGAAGAUAAUGACUAUCACAGAAGUGAUGAACAGGUAAGCAUCUGCUUGGAAUGCAAUAGCAGCAAAUUGCGUGGAUUGAAACGAAAAUGGAUCCGCUGCUCAGCGCAAGCAACAGUCUUACAUCUAAAGAAGUUCAUUGCCAAAAAACUUAACCUUUCUUCUUUUAAUGAGCUGGAUAUAUUAUGCAAUGAAGAAAUUCUUGGCAAGGACCAUACGCUCAAAUUUGUAGUUGUCACUAGAUGGAGAUUUAAGAAAGCACCUCUCCUGCUACAUUACAGACCCAAAAUGGACUUGCUGUAAGAGACCUUUAUUGUCCUUCUGGACAGCGUUUUUUGCAGAGACUAUCAUCAGGCACCUUCUUAGUGCAUCACUUAACUCACAUGUGACACGAACCAGCAGAAUUUUUUGGAAGACUGUAGUGCUCUCACAGCCAACCAACCUUCUGAAUAUUUCUUCUGGGGACGUGUUGCCCAGAUUUCUGGACAGAAAAUAUUUAUACUUUUUUUGUACGAAAGAAAUAAAUCACAAGAGGACACUACCAGCACUAAGUUUACAGAUCCUGAAAACACUUCACAGUUCCAUGUAGCGCAACUUGAUUCAUCUCUUUGCUGCAGUUACACAAAUAUAAGUAAAAAUGUUGUGGGGGUGAUUUAAAAGGUUGUUUUUGACACCAAAAUUACCUUUAGUUACUUUCCAUCUUUUGAAACUUCUAAAGCUUAUUUUGAUAUAUUCUGCAAGAUGUUCCUGUCUUACGUAGUAUGCCUCAGUUACUUUGGCUUUCAUUGAGCCCUUUGAAGAGCAUUGAACGUACCUUAUGAUUAUAGAGACUGGUGAUAUUUAUGCUGCAUUAAAAACUUCCUAAAAAUCUAGGCAUCUGAAAACGUCACGAGUUUCACACAAUGCUUGAUCUCAUUUUAUAUUUCAUUAAUGCUUUGGCAUCCUCUGCAUGUUUUGAUGAGGCUAAUGAAAAUGCAUUUACUUUUUUAACAUGGCCCAAUAUUUUGCUGUGGCAUAAAUUGCAUCUGAUCAUAACACAAGAGUACUCAAAGUGCUAAGUUUGUGAAUUUUAAGGUAGACUUGUCUUAUACAGUAGGGGCUUGCAGAAAUCUAUUUUUUCUUUAGGGAAAUUAUUAUUAUUAUUAUUAUUAUUAUUUUGCUACAUUUGUAACUAGUGGUUAUUUUGGGAAACAUACCCCAUAGAAAAUUACACAAGUUUCCAUUUCACUGGUUUAAAAAUUCAGCUGUUAAUUACUGAUCAGUUCUAGAUUUCCUUUAAUGGUUUCCUUUAGAAGCCAUUGUUUUCUUUAGUGCCCUCAUUGGCUAUCUUGGAGGUCAGAUUAGAUCGUAGGGGUACCUUCUGGUCUUAAAAUCUAUUAAUCUACCUUUUGUGUUCAGCCUCGAGAGAUGCAGGCACUACUCUAUGCAUGUCAUCAAGUCCGCGCUCAGAUAAUGCUUAGAGGAGUGUUAACUAAUAAAAAAAAAAAAAAAAAAAAAUCUUGAAAGCCUUUUAAAAAUAGGUGACUUAAAAAAACUGUUCAUAUUGGUUGAACGUGAUUUCUGCAAGCGAUAUACUGUAUAACAUAUAAUAAAAUAUGAAAUGUUAAAAUGUUUGACUGGCACAGGGAUUGUAAGAUACUGAAAAGAGGGUGUGCAGUAUGACACACUGGCAGCUGGAGGUUAUUACUUUCCUUUUAAACGCUUAGGAGGGAAAGUUCCCCUGUCAGCGGAAAACACCAGUUUUGUAUACAUAUUAUUAAACCCUUUUAUUCCUUCAUAAGGCAAAUGUCACUGGCUAACAUAAGCAUUAUGCCUGUUGGCACCAUCCUACUCCAUCCAGUUGUGCUCCUCUGCCCUGCAAGAAAUCAUUAUUUAAAAUCAGAUUCAACAUCAGGAAGUAAAUCCUGAGAAAUACUGGCUUAUCCAAACAUGUACAUCCACCACCUCCCUGAAACCGCAUGUUUCUGUGUGCCUCCUUACACAUUCUUAGCUGGAGCUCUCUGUUCCUCCAUUUGCCUCCUCCCUUAGUUUUCCUACUGCCACAUUUGUGAGAGGGAAUACAGUCUCACCUGUGUGUAUUUCAAAACAGCGUUCUAAAGCUGCAUUCUUUGAUUUUUAUUCAUAAUCAUAGAGGUGAAUGAGGAGGAAAUCAGAAUGGGUGCAAAUGGAGAAACAAGGGAAAUCUACUAGACUAGUAGGAGUGCAAUCUGCAAAUCUAGGGCAUGAGAGAGGUAAAUGUACUGAGGGCUCGUUGGGCCAGGCAGGACGACUUUCACAUCUAGGCCUGGAGUAUUUCAGCGUUGGAGGGCGGGGGAAUAGAAUUUAGCUCUGGUUUGGUCUUUCUGUUCGUGUAUGCACCUACCUGCGAUUCAGCUUUUAUCUACGUAUAACUUGUAUUUUUUUUUUUCAAGUGUCGGAAGAGGAAAGGGGAGACUUCAGUUGUUUAGUUUUAGCAACUGGCCUUUUGUGAGCUUUUCACAAAAUGAACCUAGGUGAUGUGACCCUAUACAUCAAUUGAUUUACUAGGACUUCGUGGAACUGUUAAUCAGUUGUCCGCAUUGUGGGGUGUGUCAGGGAACUUCAGCCAAGUGACCCUAUCCUAAUCAAUCUGAUUCAUUUGUAUCUAAGGGUUUAAUAAAUAUAUAUACAUGAUGUGUCUACCUCAGAAUAUGCACUACAGCAGCAUUUUGUAAAACCAGACGUUACUGCAGUGCCAUUGAAGUACAUCAGAAUUUGAAUAUUUUCCUGUUUAAUAAAACUGAGGAGCGAUUAAACAGUAUGAACAUGCAAAUUCAGAAAACCCUCUGCCAUUCAGUUCUAACUCUCACUGUAUCAAUCUACAGUACAGAAUAUAUAUUUGUAAGUUUGUAGCUAUCUUUGGAAUCACUUGAAUUUGCUAUGGUGCUAUAUCAAUAUAUUUAAAUCUCUGUUGAUAUCUGUAUAGAUACAUAAAUCUGAAGCCUGUAUUAACACCAACAGCUGGUUAUAGCUCAUAAUUGUGUGUAACUCUGCUUUUUUAAAUGUAUUAACCUGAUAAAACCUCAGUGGUAAAAAUACCUAUUUUUCUAAAUUGCAUCAUGUCAGAAUAUCUUCACUACAGAAACUAUUUCCCAUAGGGGUUUGCUGCACCAUUUGGUUUGAUUUUUAGCGUUGUAGAAAGAGUAGCAUACAAUUAAAUUCAACAGUCAGUGUGAGACCUUAAGGAUUCUAUUUCUGAAAUUUUUGUUUUACUUCUGUGAAGCUUAAGAGACAGUUGAUUUAAUGUCAAAAUUAUAUUGGGGAAAAAUAACUAUUGAUUUUUUUUUAAUAUUGUUUAACGUCUGAAAGCCAGGCUCAGCUUAGAUAUCUCUUGGUCCUGCUUGGUCAUGUUCAGUUUAUUUUGUUUUUAGUGAAGAUGGAGUUACUGUGAAGUAGUUUUCACAACUGCUUACGCUGGUAAAUAAUUGCAGUACAAGUAUCUCGUUGCAUUACCCUCGGCAGCAAUGAGACUAAUUACCCAGGCUCAUAGUCUCACUAGAUAUAGUUUUCAUUUAAAAUAGAUAAUUCAGAUAGAAUAUAUAAUAUUGAAUUUAAAUAAGAUUUGGGGGUUUUACAAAAAAAAUUAACUUUAUAAAAUUAUUUAUUCUAUUUUAAGCCUUCUAUCUUAUUUUACCAUCCAAGUAUUUUGGUUUCAAUGGUCCAGCUUUAUUUACGGGCAUAUAAAAUGAAAUUGUGAGAUGUUUUUACAAGCUUCUUCCUUUUACUUUGAGUUUGAGUAGUUUUUAUUUGAUGUUUUUGUAUGGAUAAAGAGCAUUACUUAUGCUUUUGUGCAAUAGGUUUGAAACAUGCAUUUAUAAGGCAUAUGUUUAAAUUGUAAAUGUAGCAUCUACUUACCGCUAAAUUGAGAAGGAAUGUAGGUGGGAUUUUUAAAAUGUACAUUCAAAUGGGUUUUUGUUUUUUUUUUUUUAUUUUUUAUUUUUUUUUGGGGGGGGGGGGGUAUUAUUAUUUUGAAGUGAAGUUUGGGGUUUUAAAAUUGUGUGUAAGUGCAAGAACUACCUGUCAGCAAUAUUUUAAAAUAAAUGAUCUGGCAAGAAACAUUAAUGUGAAUUGUGGAAGCAAUCUGCAAGACUUGCAGCCUAUCCGAAAUUGUUUUUGUGCCAUUGUUACGUCUGGUAUCUUUGUGUACCAUCUAACCUGGGAAUAUUUAUUUUUUAUUGGUUGUGCAAUACUACACACAACACUAUAACCUCUGGGGAUAUGGGACCAUAUGAAAUAUCAGACUACAACUAUGAUGGUGCUAUUUUUUCCAAUAGGCUCUGAGCCUUUGAAAGCUUAUCUGGCUCUAUUGUCUUCAUAACAGCAUAAUUAGUCUUAGGAGAGUCAUUGGCUUCCCCCCCCGCCCCGCCUCCCCAAUGAAAGGUAAAUGUAGUAGUAUAGCUACCCUGUUUUACAAUUAUUUUAAUCUUACCAUUGAGAUAAAUGUAAUAGGAAAAAGCCAACCAGUUUGUACAUCAACAGAUGAGUCUUUGAUAAAUUUAUAUUGUAAUCAGUACUUAAGAAAUGCAUUUAAUGCAGACAGCUUAAACUGUAUUCUACAGAAAAAUCCAGUUUCUGUAUUUCCUCAGGUAAUCACUUCAGUUCAGACGCUUCACUGGAAGUUUUAAAGCAACCUACACAUUUGUUCCUCUGCUUCAAAGUUAAAGAAAAGAAAAAAUCCCAUCGUAUAGGCUAGAAUUUUUGCGUAACUUAACUAUAAUGGAGAGGUUCUCUUAACAUUUCCUUAGGUACCAAGUGCAGAGAGAACACUUAUUUUAAGGUGCAUAAUUUAGCUUUGAACUGCCCUUUGAUUCUGCGCUUUGAUGAAAGCGGAGUUUAGGUACAGAUUUUCUGGAAACUUUGCUCCUCAUGGUAAGCCCACAUUUUUUAUUUUUAAUACUAUUGAGUUUGAAUUUGCUCAUGUACAAACUUAAGCUCCAGUCCUGCAAUCUGAUCCACCUGGUAGAUCCUUAUGCCCUCACGGAAUCCAGUUGAAGUCAAUGUGGUCUGCCCCAGAGCAGAUUGUAGGAUUGGGGCGUAAAGGUCCAAUGUUGCAAAUCCUUACCUUGUAACUUUACUCACAUGGAUGGUUCCAUUUAAAUCAGUGGGAGUAUUCACAGGAGCAGAGUUACUUAGCGGCAUGCCUGCAGAAGUCCUUUUAACUUACAACAUUGGUUUAAUAUAAUCCUUAACAUCCAAAUGAUUUAACUGGACAAAAGGAAACUUCUUUUUUUCUGGAACAAGAUUAAUUUAGGGUUAAGGGACAAUAAGCCAGUGCAACCACUAAGCCUUUAUCCUCAAUAUGUGGUAUAUAAAGAUACUGAAACUAUCACAAUAUAAAAUCAUAUUUUUGACUUAGUUUCAUUUGAAAGUUUACAUUUUUUUAUGCUUUGUGUUGCUGUGUAAUUUUUGUACUAUUGGUGGCUAGUUUUUGUCUGAAUAAGCCUUUGGGGAUUAUUGCUUAAUGUUUUGAUUUUAUGAUAGUGAAGCUUGUAUUCAGUGUUUUGCCAAUUAAUAUUAUAUGCUUGUUAAUAAAAGCAAAAAAGCUAACUAAAAUUCUCUCAGGCUGAAAGUUUGUCCAUUUUCCCCCCCAAGAGCCUAAAGGAUUAGCUAAUACAAUACAACGGUACUAUAUAAUACUGCAUAUACCGGAACAAUCCCCUAUAUAUAGUUCUAUAAUGCAUCUCCCCCCGAACUGUAUUCCAUUUUUUUUGCUUGAAUCCAACACUAGCACUGCACAAAAUGUUACACUAAAUACCAAACUUCUUAAAUUGGUAAAAUGUUUGUGCUAAAUAAAUGGCACUCUGUUCAUUAGCAAAUAAAGUGACUUUUGUUGCAUGGAGGAGGUUAUUUUAGGUGCUUUGGACUCUUCGUGCAUUUAUGCGUAUGGCUAUAUUUGCCACACUGUACAUGGUAUCAGAUUUACUCCUCAUCUGCUAAUGUCGCCGUGCGGGGUCAUAUUGGAGUCCAACCUUCUGUUGGACACAAUUAACAAAUGUUAAAUAAAAAAAAACAACCUGCCCAAAUCCUUAUUUUGUUUUAAUUGUUAAUGAUUGACAGAUACUAAUAGUCUAUUUUCUCUCUGGUUGAAAGCUAGAAAAGGUCUUAGGCUAGCUAAACUGCCACUCCGGAGAGUGUUGGUUCAUGAACCAGAGGUAAAUUUGCCUUCAAAGAGUUGAUCUAAUUUGUGGUUGCUUUCUGGGUUAUUUUAGUGGUUUCUUCCCUAACUAUUUAAGAUCGUCAAGAAUUAUGUAGGAACUCCUCAAAAGGAUUAACAGUUUUAGGUUUAAAUGAAUCUUAAGGUUAAUCUAGAUACUCUAGUAAACUGCAAAGCAUAUAAAAACCUAGGUGAAUUUCUUUGCAGUAUCUGCAUUCAGUAAUUGCGUGUGGUGUUUUCUUCAUAUUGGGAGAGGCAAAAGGUUUAAUAUUUCUGCCAUUUUGCUAGGAAUUGUAAGGAACUCUGGUUCUAAACCUCAUAGCGGUCUGUUCCUGCACUUGCACUAAUGGUAGUGAUGUGUAAUCGUCCUGAGGAGAUGAGGCCCACUAGAUAGUUUUGCCAUUGACUGGCCAUUUAAAUACUGGUGGGAGAAAUCUGUCUCAGAAAGGUCACUUUGUUCAUGUGUGUCACUAAAAAGUGAAUAAAUAAUAAACUUCUAAGUUUAGCACUAAUUCUGCUGUGUCAGCAAGCACUAUAUUUCAUAAACCUCCUUAUUCUCAUUGUUAGUUGAUCUAUCAUUUCUCCAUGACUUUGCUUUGUUGGUUGCUUGAAAACGCUCCUACAGACCAGUUAUUUAUGCAUGGGUGUUUCUGGUUAGUCCAGCACACUGCACUAUUGGCAAGUAUUCCAGGCAUCUAGAGAGAAAUUAGCAGUGCUAGAAACCAACUGAUGUCUUUCCCAAUAGUGUAAUUGUAUGUUCCACACUGCCCCUCUUGUAACUUGCUGGAAUAGUUAAGUGAUGACCAACUGUCUUUGCCUGCACAAAGCCAUGGCCUACACAAAAAUACAUAGGAACACACAUCUGCACGCUAGUCUAAUGUUUUUAAUAGCAUCUACAUGGUGAGAAAGUUGCUCAGGUGUACAGUGAGAAUGAUGCGCACAUAUACCUCAUUUCAGGAAUGGAUAAAGGCACCGCCAUCAGCAUCUGUUGUGAAUGUGACCUUUUGAAAUAUGCUGUUGCAAACCUUGUUUUAUAAGUUCCUGUUUUGUAUUGCUUUGUGUAUAAUAUAUUGUAGUUAUUCAGAUUGUCUUUGGCAUUGAUUUUGGACAUAAAAAUAAAUUCUUUGAUCAUUA
Messenger RNA from Malaclemys terrapin pileata, 7944 nucleotides. RefSeq names its product polycomb group ring finger 3 (gene PCGF3). Bases 213 to 941 code for a protein of 242 amino acids. Gene Ontology annotation, biological process: regulation of transcription by RNA polymerase II. Gene Ontology annotation, cellular component: PRC1 complex. The transcript has 9 exons. Lineage: Eukaryota; Metazoa; Chordata; Testudines; Emydidae. The record is from RefSeq and is a predicted model, not a curated record.